Messenger RNA from Oryctolagus cuniculus (rabbit), 6344 nucleotides. RefSeq names its product beta-1,3-galactosyltransferase 2 (gene B3GALT2). Gene Ontology annotation, biological process: protein O-linked glycosylation. The record is from RefSeq and is a predicted model, not a curated record. Gene Ontology annotation, cellular component: Golgi membrane. Lineage: Eukaryota; Metazoa; Chordata; Mammalia; Lagomorpha; Leporidae. Gene Ontology annotation, molecular function: N-acetyl-beta-D-glucosaminide beta-(1,3)-galactosyltransferase activity.
CCAAGCUUCUCCCUACCUUAGAUUUUUAGUCAAAAUGAAUGCAAACAAUCACGUGGGACUCAGCCAAGCAGUGACGUUAAAUUCUGCUCUGUCAGAGAGAGCAUCUGUCAAGCCCACAUUUAAACUGCUGCCUGCCUGUGCAGCAGCUGAGGAACCGUGGAUUUCAUAUUAUGGACUAAAACCCCAGUGAAACUGCUCAGAAAAAUCCUUCCUGCAGCUUCCAGGCAAGACCGGCGGAAGAGAGGUAAAUCCUAUUCUUUUCCAACGCAAUCAAAGCACUAGAUUCCAGCUCUGGCUGCUUUACAUUGCAGCUCAGUGUUCCUACUAGAAAUAUGGAUACUGAGAAGAGAACACAGCACUGCAUUGUCCAGCCAGGAAAACAGCAGAUGUAAAAAGCUUCAAUGCAUCAACUGUCGGGAAGAGUCAACAGUGCUCCAAACAGAACGGACAACUACAGCUCUUUUGUUUAACAGAAGAGAGAGAAAAUGAAAGAAAGGGAAAAUCUCGGAAGAGUAGUACCCAUAUGAACAAGGAAGGGAACUGGAAGACAAGCAGACAGAUGGACACUUUGGAUACUGUGAAAAGCAAUCGCAGGAGGCAGACUGCUGGGGGAUGUGCGCAUGUUCGAUAGCAUCUCUUUGCUGAAGUGAUGGCGUGCCAAAAGUAUUUUCAGUGGGCAUAAUCCUCUCCACAUAAAUGGGCUGACUGAGGAAGGAUGACUGCGAGGGACACAACAUGAGUGAAAAAAAAAUGAUUACCAAAGAACAGUACUGACUGAGAAGAAAAAAACACCACAUUUUUCAUCCACCACUAUCUCCCAGACCACGGCUGGAUUCUUCACAACAUGUUUCAGUGGCGGAGAAGACACUGCUGCUUUGCCAAGAUGACCUGGAAUGCCAAGAGGUCUCUGUUCCGCACGCAUCUGAUCGGUGUACUUUCUCUAGUGUUUCUUUUUGCUAUGUUUUUGUUUUUCAGUCAUCAUGACUGGCUGCCAGGCAGAGCUGGAUUCAAAGAAAACCCUGUGACAUACACUUUCCGAGGAUUUCGUUCUACAAAAAGUGAGACAAACCACAGCUCCCUUCGAAACAUCUGGAAAGAAGCAAUCCCUCAAACUCUGAGGCCUCAAACAGCAACUAACUCCAACAACACAGAGCUGUCACCACAAGAAGUUACAGGGUUGGAGAACACACUUAGUGCCAACGGAAGUAUUUAUAAUGAAAAGGGUACAGGACAUUCAAAUUCCUAUCAUUUCAAAUAUAUUAUCAAUGAACCUGAAAAGUGCCAGGAGAAAAGCCCUUUUUUAAUACUAUUAAUAGCAGCAGAACCUGGACAAAUAGAAGCGAGGAGAGCUAUUCGGCAGACUUGGGGCAAUGAAAGUCUAGCCCCUGGUAUCCAAAUCACACGAAUUUUUUUGUUGGGAAUGAGUAUUAAGUUAAAUGGCUACCUUCAACGUGCAAUACUGGAAGAAAGUAGAGAGUAUCAUGACAUAAUUCAACAGGAAUACUUAGAUACAUACUAUAAUUUGACCAUUAAAACACUAAUGGGAAUGAACUGGGUUGCAACAUAUUGUCCACAUAUUCCGUAUGUUAUGAAAACUGACAGUGACAUGUUUGUCAAUACUGAGUAUUUAAUACACAAGUUACUGAAGCCAGACUUGCCUCCUAGACGCAACUACUUUACUGGUUAUCUAAUGAGAGGAUAUGCACCCAAUCGAAACAAAGACAGCAAGUGGUACAUGCCACCAGAUCUCUACCCAAGUGAGCGCUACCCUGUCUUCUGUUCUGGAACCGGUUAUGUUUUUUCUGGAGAUCUGGCAGAAAAGAUUUUUAAAGUUUCCUUAGGUAUCCGUCGUUUGCAUUUGGAGGAUGUGUAUGUAGGGAUCUGUCUUGCCAAGUUGAGAAUUGAUCCUGUGCCCCCUCCCAAUGAGUUUGUAUUCAAUCACUGGCGAGUUUCUUACUCAAGCUGUAAAUACAGCCACCUAAUUACCUCUCAUCAGUUCCAGCCUAGUGAACUGAUAAAAUACUGGAACCACUUACAACAAAAUAAGCACAACGCCUGUGCCAACGCAGCAAAAGAAAAGGCAGGCAGGUAUCGUCACCGUAAACUACACUGAAAAAAGGCAAUUUUUUUUUCAAAUGUGCAAUCUGUAAAUAUUGCUGAAAGCAUGUAUAGUUAAAACUGAUUACAUUCAUAGGAAAAGUUUUAGUUCAAAUUCAUCACAUAAAGGAAUUCAAAAUUAUUUUUUUAAUUUCUGAAAAAGGCGACUUCUUAAAGUUGUUAACAGUCUAUAGCAAUUCUACGAUAAAAAGGUACCCCAAAGGAAUCUAUAGAAACUGUAUGAGGGGAUUCUAUGUAUUAACAUGCAAUAACAAGCAUGCAUACAUUAAUGGCUCAAGUCUUUUGUUAAUCUAUUUGCAUACAUUUUCCACAUAAAUUUUAAGAAAUGAAUACAGUCAAAACAUCCUUCAUUUUAGAUUUAGCUUUUCAUUUCAAUACAUAAUUAAAUGUAAGUAAAACAUUACUAUCAACUUCAAGGAAACUUUGUAAUCGUGCAAAGGACAAAUUCUCUGACCUGACUAUUCUAGGUUUAAAAAAUUGCUCCAUGCAAUAAGAUUUAGUUGAAUUAUUCUAUAAACUCAUUCAUCAAGUACAGAUAUUUCAUCAUUGCAGGUGUCACCUAUUUAUUUUUAAAACAAUUGAGAUACUCGUUUCAAUUUCUUCUGUUGAUACAUAUAUCAAGGAAAAUUACCCUGAUAUGAUGUGAUAAAAUGUGAAAAAUUAACCUGUCUCAGGCUCAAGUUAUUAUAUGAAAAGUUAUUAAACAUUCCAAAAUAGAAAACUUUUGUUUCCUCAUUAGUAAGGUCAUCCAAGUAUUUCAAUGAAUUAUUCAACUACAUCACUUACUGCACUCUUAAAAAGUACCACCAUUUAGCUUCAAGGCUAUCUGACUUUAAGCUAUCUAUAAAAAUAAAUUACGUUCCUCUAACUGAAGUAAAAGUCAUCAUUUAAAGGCAGAAAGAAGAUGUACUGUAGAAAGAAAGAUACAGACUAAAGAGUGCAGCACCAUUUUCAUUCAAUGCAUUGUUGAACGCAUGUCUGCAAAAACACAACAUACGGGAAGUUUCUUUCCUGACAGCAGGUGUACACAUGCCAAUACUUAAUCAUCAGGUGUACACAUGCCAAAACUUAAUCAUCUGGAGGCACCUAUUUCUCUGAGUGCCAAGUUUACAAAUCUGCAUUUCUGGUAGAUGACAAUCGAAAUACCAUUUAAAACCUUUUUUGAGAAGGGAUGGGGAAAAACUACAAAUGAUUAAUGAAAACUAGACUCUAGGCUGAAAUAUGUAUAGAAUGCACUUUUAUUAAGGCUUUAAUAAAAAAAAGUAAACAAAAAGGCCUCUACUGAGUGUUAUGAUACAAAUAUUUUCAUAGUAAUCUGAUUCAUGAGUUUCAGAAAUGAAGAAAUACUAACUCACCAACCUUAAAGCCAUUUUUUCCUAUAAGUAUGUAUGUCUUAACUUAGUUAUGAUGCUUCCAAUCUUAAUUCUAUUAACAGUCAUUUCUGUCCAAACCUAAAAUACAUCACCAGAACAGAACUAUAAUAUUUGUAAAGUUCAGAAUCACAAAAGUGUGUUGUUCUUUUUAUUUACAAUGUUGAAUUCUAUGUACAACUCUAUUUGUCUCCCACUUUCAAUUAAGUACUCCCUGUCCUAUCCUACCUAAUUAUGAGUAGUUAUGAAAAGUGAUCUAUGUAACACGGUCCAAGUCAAUGUUUUACUUAAUUUAUUCUCUAUAAUUACAAAAUGACCAAAAUUACUCAAUAAAAGUAACAUGUAAGAGGAUAAUAUCAAAUUAGACUGGUAAGUUUGAAGAAUGACAGAAGGAACCCUUUUCUCAGCACAGAAUAAUUCUGAUUUAUACCUCAGAAAGUUAAAAAAGGGUGUAUGCGCAUGCACAGAUAGUACCCCCCCAAAAAAAAAAAAAAAAACCACCAGAAACCAGGCAUUAUUUUUCCAAACUAUGAUUAGAGUGCAGUCACUAAAAAGAUAGCAUUUUCAUUCAGGAAAUAUUGAGAUUUUAAAAAACUGCCUUUUGAAAAACAGAAUUCUUAACAGAAAUCUACAUUCCUUCAAUUUCAGGUAUCAAUUUAAAAUAAUGUUUAUAUUCUUGAUAAUACUACCUUGAAAUGGACUGAAACAAACUCUUAAUUUCUUAAUAUAGCUGAAAAUCUUUUUAUAAUAAAUAGUCUAUUGUUUUAUUUUUCUCAACAUUUCACUCUCAACAAUACACAUGCUGAUUUCUAGAGCAAAAAGUGCUGAUGUUAUCCAAACAUUCCACCAAUUGUUAAUCACGCCUUCUUCAUCCCAGUACUACGUAAUUCUUAUGCAAAUGAAGAAUAUAAUUCUAUUUUUAAAAAAGACAAUCUGUAUUGAAAGGCAGAGAGAGAGAGAGAGACAGAGAGAGGGAUAUCAAUUAUUUUCCAUCUUCUAUUUACUUCCUAUAUGCUCGCAACAGCUUAGAGCUGAGCCAAGCUGAAGGCAUGAUCCCAAAACUCAAUCUGGGUGUUUCAUGUGGGUGGCGAGGACCUAAGUACUUGAGCCAUCACCUGCUGCUUCCUAGGGUACAUACUAGUAGGAAGCUGAAAUUGAAAGCAGAGCUGGGACUCAAAUCCAGAUACUCUGACAUGGGAUAUGAGUGCCCAAGCAGCUCCUAACUGCUCUAUCAAAUGCCUGCCCUGAAAAAUAUAAUUUUAAAUGGCUGCAUGCCAUUUGCUUUACCAAAAAAAUUACAGUAACAACUACAUAAACUUCAUGCUCAAAGUUUUAACAGAAAUUUUAAAGGAUUAAAAUACCAAUAUUUUUGGGACUUACCACACUAGUUUAUUAUCAUAAAUAUUAGUGUUGAUGAAAUUCUAACUCAAUCACAUAAAUUAGAUUUCACCUCUUCUCUUUGUAUACAAUAUAAUCUCAACUGGAAUUUUUUUAACAUAUAUUUCCAGGAAAUUAUACAAAAAUAAAAGUAACAGUAACGGGAAUCAUUUACUGAUUGUGCAAGCAGUGUGCUUGGUGUUGUGUUCAAGUCGUUUACAUACAUGAUCUCAUAUAAACAACAGUAAAGAGAGAGCAAAGAACAUCUCACGUUGGGGGCUUGAUCCGUGGUGUAGUAGGUAAAGCCACCACCUGCAAUGCCAGCAUCUCAUGUGGGUGCCAGUUCAAGUCCUGGCUGCUCCACUUCCGAUCCAGCUCUCUGUUAUGGCCUGGGAAAGCAGGGAAAGAUGGCCCAAGUACUUGGGCCCCUGUACCUGCGUGGGACACCUGGAAGAAGCUCCUGACUUCUGGCUUUGGAUAAGUCCAGCUCCAGCCGUUGCAGCCAUUUGAGGAGUGAACCAGCAGAUGGAAGACCUCCCUCUCUCUACCUCUGCCUCUCUGUAACUCUGCUUUUCGAAUAAAUUAAAUACCUAAGAGCAGAGAGUCAGUAAAGCUACAGAUUUCCCUUUCAGAGAUCAUGCUAUUAACCAUUAGGCUGGUCUGCUAUGUAUUUUGCCUGAGACACCUGCUAAGAGAUCUGAAGAGCUAAACAAAAAUGGCUGUUCCUCUAUUUUCUCAUUCUCUGCUUUUUGUUCAUCCUUUUCUAGGACCACCAGCCUUCACACACUGGAGGGGCACCUAACGACUGUUGGGUACAAAUAUAGAGAAGGAAAAGAAGAUAUCUGACCCCCAGUUACUUUGUCUUCUUUACAGUUGCUCAUGCAUGGUGACCAGAACCUUGAAAAGCACAUGCGUGACAGCUUAUCGUUUGCUGCCCAAGGCAUCAAGCUGCAUGUGUCCAUAGUAGGCAAGCUGAGGUGCUCCUCUUACAGCACAGUUGACGGCAGCACUACAGCUGCAAUCAUUUCUAAUGCCGAGUCCCUCUGCUCUGUGGUGAGGCGGUAAUGCUUAUUUACCCAGCUGAUUCAAUCAAUUCUACUCUGAUCUGCCCUGCAUAAGUAGAGAAUGACUACUAAUACAGAACUAAGAAGAAAAAAUAAAAGUCUACGUAUAUUUAUAAGAUACCUCAAAGAAUGCCACUGUAUCGCUCAGACUUCAUUUGUAGAAGACAGGCUAGGAACACUGAAAACACAACACACACCCUAAAAGGAAGAACCUUGUCACUGUGCACUCCACCAAGCUACACUCACCCACUCUCCUGCCAGCGUGAUGGAACCAUGAAUCCUGCAACUCUCAAGACACAAUCCGCCCAAGGAAGAGUGUGUCUGAUUCUACAAAGGCUUGUUCCCCACCCUUAACCGCAGCACAUGAAUGAGCUGAGGUACCUCAAUAAAAAUUAGUAAAAGCAACAGAGCAUCA